Molecule: messenger RNA, 730 nt
Organism: Corythoichthys intestinalis (scribbled pipefish)
Lineage: Eukaryota; Metazoa; Chordata; Actinopteri; Syngnathiformes; Syngnathidae
Gene: cox7a2l
Product: cytochrome c oxidase subunit 7A-related protein, mitochondrial
Exons: 3
Coding region: 96-443 (115 amino acids)
Biological process (GO): regulation of oxidative phosphorylation; mitochondrial respirasome assembly; mitochondrial electron transport, cytochrome c to oxygen
Source: RefSeq, a predicted model, not a curated record
GACGUCACUUUCCCUCGACACGCGAAGGAGGAAGACCUUUUCGCCGGGUGUUUCUGUUGUGCACAGCGUGUACACUCGUCCUCCCCCCAAGAAAUAUGUACUACAAAUUCAGCGGUAUCACGCAAAAGCUGGCGGGUUCAUCUCCGUCGACGGCUUACGCCCCACAGGGUUUGAAGCCAGUCAUUCCGGCCGAAUCAUCCUCAAUGAUCUUUGCCACACCUACCAAAGUGGUGUCAGAAGCGAAGCCUGUUGUGGAGUACUUGGGGACCAAUAAGGUGCCUGACCUCCAGAGGAUAUUCCAGAAACCUGAUGGCAUCCCCAUUCACCUGAAGCGCGGCUACCCCGACCGGCUGCUUUACCGCACCACCAUGGCCCUGACCAUAGGGGGCGCGCUCUACUGCCUGGUGGCCCUCUACAUGGCAGCCCAGCCUAGAAACAAGUGACCAACGCCAACAGAUCAGAUUCUCACUUGACACUUUUUUGCCAAUGUUCUCCACCAAGUUGCUUCAGAAUACUCAAGAGUUUCCAAACAAAACCACUUGGUGGAAGCAAGGCUUUUUUUUUGACAUGUCGCCAAUUUGUAUGUGAACUCAACAAUGAGCCUCUGUGAUACCACUUGGAAAUGUAAAAAAAAAAAAAAGUUUAUCCCACACAAUAGAAGACAAUAUCCAGUUUAUUAUAGUUUGUAUGAAAAAAAUAUUUAAUUGAAUAAAUUUUCGGGGAAAACAAA